AUGCAUGGAACUCUGUCUCUGUCAGUAAUAUCAGUGGAGGUAUUGGGAUUCCAAAAUUUUGUUCAGAUGAGAAAUCCAGCUUUGGACAAAGAAGACAAUUUUUUAAAAGAAUUCUGGCAACAGACAUUUAAUUGUUUUCUCUCAAUGUCUUCUGUAAAGGAAGAGGAUGAGACUAUAUGCACUCAGGAGGAGAAACUUGAGAAUCUCCCCAUGACCGUGUUUGAAACCAGCAUGACUGCCCACAGCUACAGUGUCUACACUGCUGUCUAUGCAGUUGCACAUGCUUUGCAUAUUCUGUGCUCUUUCCAAGGCCAGCAAAGGACAAUGAGGAGGCAGAAAGUCCUCAAUCAAGAGUCAUGGAAGCUCCACCAUUUUCUCCAGAGCAUAUCAUUUAAUAGCAAUACUGGAGAGAUUUCCUUUGAUAAAAAUGGAGAAAUAAUUUCUGAGUUUGAUAUUGUAAACUGGAUCACAUUUCCAAAUCAGACAUUUCUUAGAGUCAAAGUUGGAAGGAUAGAUCCAGAAACUACCUCUGACAAACCACUGAUUAUUUCUGAAGAGAAGAUAAUUUGGCCCAACCGGUUUAAUCAGGAGCGGCCUCUUUCACUUUGUAAUAAUAAGUGCCUUUCAGGUUACAGAAAGACCAAAAUUGAAGGAAAAUUGUUUUGCUGUUAUGAUUGUACUCCAUGUCCAAAGGGCAAGAUCUCAGACAAAACAGAUAUGGAAGAUUGCUUUCAAUGCCCAGAAGAUCAAUAUCCAAACAAUAAACAGGAUUUAUGCUUGCCAAAAUAUAUAUCCUACCUGUCCUACAGAGACUUGUUGGGGACAGUCUUAGCCACAUCAGCUCUUGUACUUUCUUUUAUCACAAUCUUUGUGCUAGGAAUCUUCUUGAAGAACCACAACACUCCCAUCGUCAAAGCCAACAACCGUAGCCUCUCCUACACCCUGCUUAUCUCCCUCCUCCUCUCCUUCCUUUGUUCUCUGCUUUUCAUUGGCAGACCCAUGAAGGUGACCUGUCUCCUUCGACAGACUGCUUUUGGGAUCAUCUUCUCAGUGGCUGUUUCUUGCAUGUUGGCCAAAACCAUCACUGUGGUCCUUGCUUUCAUGGCCACCAAACCAGGAUCAAGGAUAAGGACAUGGAUUGGGAAAAGACUGUCUCUUUUCAUUGUUCUUUCCUGUUCUUUUAUUCAAAGUACUUUUUGUAUGGCAUGGCUUGGAAUUUCUCCUCCCUUCCCAGACUUUGAUAUGUGGUCUAUAAAUAGUGAAAUAAUUAUAGAAUGUAAUGAAGGUUCAGUUGCAAUGUUUUAUUCUGUUUUAGGUUUUAUGGGCUUCCUGGCCUUUAUUAGUUUUAUUGCAGCUUUCCUAGCCAGGAAGUUACCGGACACUUUCCAGGAAACCAAGUCGAUCACUUUCAGCAUGUUGGUGUUUUGCAGUGUCUGGUUAUCUUUUGUUCCUGCCUACAUAAGCACCAAAGGAAAAUACACAAUAGCUGUGGAGGUCUUUGCCAUCUUGGUCUCAAGUGCCGGGCUUCUGGCUUUUAUCUUUUUCACCAAAUGUUACAUUAUUAUAAUUAGACCAGAUCUUAAUAAAAGAGAACAAUUAAUAAAAAGAGUGAAUUAA
This is a messenger RNA of Pseudonaja textilis, 1617 nucleotides long. RefSeq names its product vomeronasal type-2 receptor 26-like. Gene Ontology annotation, molecular function: G protein-coupled receptor activity. The record is from RefSeq and is a predicted model, not a curated record. Gene Ontology annotation, biological process: G protein-coupled receptor signaling pathway. Lineage: Eukaryota; Metazoa; Chordata; Lepidosauria; Squamata; Elapidae. Gene Ontology annotation, cellular component: plasma membrane.